Peromyscus leucopus (white-footed mouse) is the source of this 2472-nucleotide messenger RNA. RefSeq names its product protein zyg-11 homolog B-like. Gene Ontology annotation, cellular component: Cul2-RING ubiquitin ligase complex. Lineage: Eukaryota; Metazoa; Chordata; Mammalia; Rodentia; Cricetidae. The transcript has a single exon. The record is from RefSeq and is a predicted model, not a curated record.
UCUUAGGGGCUGGCUCCAGUUCGGCCCGCCACCGCAUGCAGGACCGAGGCUGCAUGCCGGAGGACCAGGCCCACGCAGCCAUGGAGGAAGCAUCUCCCUAUUCCUUACUUGACAUCUGCUUGAGUUUCCUGACCACUAACCUUGAGAAGUUCUGUUCAGCACGACAAGAUGGAACAUUGUGUCUUCAGGAACCUGGAGUAUUUCCACAGGAGGUGGCUGAUCGACUGCUUCAGACCAUGGCAGUUCAUGGUCUGCUGAAUGAUGGAACUGUGGGAAUUUUCAGGGGUAACCAGAUGCGGCUAAAGCGCGCUUGCAUUCGAAAAGCAAAGAUUUCCGCUGUUGCUUUCCAGAAAGCCUUCUGCCACCAUAAGUUAGUAGAACUUGAUGCCACGGGUGUGAAUGCCGACAUCACUAUCACAGACAUCAUAAGUGGCCUUGGCAAUAACAAGUGGAUUUAGCAAAAUCUUCAGUACUUAGUACUAAACUCAUUAACUCUGUCCCUCGAGGAUCCUUAUGAGCGGUGUUUCAGCCAGCUUUCUGGUCUUCGAGCUCUGUGCAUCACUAAUGUGCUUUUUUACAAUGAAGAUCUGGCUGAAGUUGCUUCAUUGCCUAGACUGGAAAGCCUGGAUAUUUCUAACACCUCAAUCACAGAUAUCACUGCCCUGCUGGCCUACAAAGCCCGACUCAAGUCUCUCACCAUGCACCAUUUGAAAUGUUUAAAAAUGACUACUACCCAGAUCCUGGAUGUUGUUCGGGAACUAAAACAUCUGAAUCAUCUUGACAUCUCAGAUGAUAAGCAAUUUACAUCAGACAUAGCCCUUCGAUUAUUAGAGCAAAAGGACAUCUUGCCCAAUCUUGUCUCCCUAGAUGUUUCAGGGAGAAAGCAUGUGACAGAUAAAGCUGUUGAAGCCUUUAUACAGCAGCGGCCCAGCAUGCAGUUUGUAGGUUUGCUGGCCACAGAUGCUGGUUAUUCUGAAUUCCUUAUGGGCAAAGGACACUUGAAGGUGUCUGGAGAAGCCAAUGAAACUCAAAUUGCAGAAGCAUUAAGGCGGUACAGCGAAAGGGCAUUUUUUGUCCGGGAAGCUUUGUUUCAUCUUUUUAGCCUGACUCAUGUGAUGGAAAAAACAAAGCCAGAAAUCUUAAGGCUUGUGGUUACUGGUAUGAGGAAGCAUCCUAUGAAUUUGCCUGUGCAACUGGCUGCAAGUGCCUGUGUGUUUAACCUAACUAAGCAGGACCUUGCUUUAGGCAUGCCUGUCUGGCUCCUCGCUGAUGUGACCCAUUUGCUGUUCAAGGCCAUGGAACAUUUUCUUAAUCACCAGCAGUUACAGAAGAAUUGCCUCCUCUCACUUUGCAGUGACCAGAUUCUUCAUGAUGUUCCAUUUAACAGGUUUGAAGCAGCCAUGCUUGUCAUGCAGUGGCUUUGCAACCACGAAGAUCAAAACAGGCAAAGAAUGGCAGUUGCUAUCAUUUCCAUCCUGGCUGCCAAGCUUUCUACAGAACAAACUGUACAGCUUGGUGCUGAGCUUUUCAUUGUCCGGCAACUUCUUCAAAUAGUGAAGCAGAAAACUAAUCAGAAUUCAGUGGACACUACAUUGAAAUUUACUUUGAGUGCCCUUUGGAACCUCACAGACGAAUCCCCAACAACAUGCAGACAUUUCAUUGAAAAUCAAGGCCUGGAACUCUUCAUGAGAGUUCUAGAGUCUUUCCCAACUGAGUCAUCCAUUCAACAAAAAGUUCUAGGACUGUUGAACAAUAUAGCUGAAGUACAAGAGCUGCAUUCUGAAUUAAUGUGGAAGGAUUUCAUAGACCAUAUCAGCAGUCUCCUGCACAGUGUGCAAAUAGAAGUCAGUUACUUUGCAGCUGGGAUUAUUGCCCAUUUGAUAUCUAGAGGUGAACAAGCAUGGACCUUGAGCCGUAGCCAGAGGAAUUCUCUUCUUGAUGAUUUGCAUUCAGCUAUUUUGAAAUGGCCAACCCCAGAGUGUGAGAUGGUAGCAUACAGAUCCUUUAAUCCAUUUUUCCCACUACUUGGCUGUUUUUCUACACCAGGAGUCCAGCUGUGGGCAGUUUGGGCCAUGCAACAUGUUUGCAGCAAGAAUCCUUCAAGAUACUGCAGCAUGCUGAUUGAAGAAGGAGGACUACAACAUUUGUACAACAUCAAAGAACAUGAACAGACAGACCCCUAUGUCCAGCAGAUUGCUGCAGCCAUUCUGGACAGUUUAGAAAAACACAUUGUACGCCAUGGGAGGCCCCCUCCUUGUAAAAAGCAGCCCCAGGCCCGACUAAAUUGAUAGCCAUAGACAGUUGGAUAAUGAACAACAGGAAUCAUUUUUGUGGUUGGUUCAUUUGGAAUAAUAUGCUCUCUGGUGUUGGUGUGGUGUGUGUGUGUGUGUGUGUGUGUGUGUGUGUGUGUGUGUGUGUGUUAAGAGUCCUGUGAUCCAUUUGGGAUUGGUAAUGUAUAGUACUGCCCAUGUG